This is a messenger RNA of Amphibalanus amphitrite, 879 nucleotides long. Its product is annotated as cuticle protein AM1274-like. Gene Ontology annotation, molecular function: structural constituent of chitin-based larval cuticle. The record is from RefSeq and is a predicted model, not a curated record. Gene Ontology annotation, cellular component: chitin-based extracellular matrix. The transcript has 3 exons. Bases 184 to 657 code for a protein of 157 amino acids. NCBI's taxonomy places the organism in Eukaryota, Metazoa, Arthropoda, Thecostraca, Balanomorpha, Balanidae.
AGUAGGUACAGCACAUGAUCAGAUCAGUAGCGGUCCUGUUACUGCUGGUGUGAGUCGGCAGUAUCGGUCAGGGCCGCGGUGCAGCACUGGGUGUGGCCGGAGCACCGGACCGCACCCGACUAUAUAACGUCAGCAGCCACCUCUCAUGGCACCAGUUCUCCCAGCAACUGUCGCACUCACAACAUGAAGGCCUUCAUCAUUGCCGCUCUGGCGCUGGUGGCCGCCGCCGACCGGCCGGCGUACCCGACCCCGGCCUACGGCCCCCGGCCCGCCUACCCGGCCCCGGCUCACGGCAGCUACAAGCCCAUCGCCAUCCUCGAGGAGGAGAGCGUCCACCCCGGAGAUGGCACCUACAACUUCCACUUCAGCACCGAGAACGGCAUCUACAGGUCUGAGAACGGCGUGCCUCUGCCCGGCUACGGCAAGAACGCCUACGGACAGCCCGAGGGCAGCUACCGCCAGGAGGGCUCCUGGAGCUACACCGACGGAUACGGCAACCCCGUCAAGGUGACAUUUGUCGCCGACGAGAACGGCUACCAGCCGUCCAGCGACAUCCUACCGACGCCGGUGCCCACCCAGUACCCGACCCCCGAGGUGGACCCCUCCUACAUCGAGCCUGCCUACGGCAGGCCCGCCUACCAGCCUGCCUACAACUAAGUCAUCCACACCUCAAUCGAGAUGUGUCUCGUGUGUGCAGUGUGGCCCCAGCCGAUCGACAGCCGCCCACCUCAGUUUCGGUGAAACGGUUAGAGAUCGUCUCGCUGUGCGAGCAACACCUCAGCCAUAACUGGUGACAACUGAGCGUGAGUGGUGAUCUUUGUAUUUAUUUGUGAGUGUUGUGUGUCCGAGUCAGUGAAUACAUGUGUACCUUAUUCUUAG